This is a messenger RNA of Mucor velutinosus, 1764 nucleotides long. RefSeq lists its product as uncharacterized. Gene Ontology annotation, cellular component: endoplasmic reticulum membrane. Gene Ontology annotation, biological process: protein N-linked glycosylation. The record is from RefSeq and is a predicted model, not a curated record. The transcript is spliced from 2 exons. Gene Ontology annotation, molecular function: alpha-1,6-mannosyltransferase activity. The coding region runs from base 1 to 1764 and encodes 587 amino acids. NCBI's taxonomy places the organism in Eukaryota, Fungi, Mucoromycota, Mucoromycetes, Mucorales, Mucoraceae.
AUGAAACUCGUGUUAGCCUGCUUAUUUGCACUGAUAGUUUCAGAAGCUUAUUUUGCUCCAUUUACAAAGGUCGAGGAGAGCUUCAAUCUGCAGGCGACCUACGACAUCAUUCAUCAAGUAGGUCAGUUUGACCAUGUCCAGUUUCCCGGUGUCGUGCCGCGUACAUUUGCAGGCGCCUCUCUUCUGAGCGUCAUGGCAUGGCCCGUCAUUCAAUGCGCCCACUUAUCGUCCAUGGAUCAACAAGUAUUGGUGCGUGUUAUUCUGGCAGCAGGUGUUGUUCUCUCAUUGGGACAAUUUGCCUCUGGUGUCAAAUCUCUGUUCGGCUCAACUACAGCAAACAUCACUAUUAUGCUUAUAAUUUGUCAAUUCCACCUCGUGUUCUGGUCGUCUCGUACUUUGCCAAAUACGUUAGCCUUGCCAUGGGUUGAGUUGGGCCUGUCUCAUUGGCUGUAUAGCUUGUCCCAAUCCAGUAGUCGUACAUAUCAUUUGAACUGGAUGAUCCGGUACCUUACAUUUGCUGGUGCUGUGUUCAGAUUUGAAGUUGGCAUCUUGCUGAUCAUCUUGUUGAUAAGUGAAUAUCUCCAUGCGACCAUCUCUCUGUCCAGCGUCUUGAAGCAAAUGGUUACUACUGCCAUCAUCAGCUUGCUCAUCACCGUGCCCCUUGAUUCGUACCUGUGGAAUAGAUGGCUUUGGCCCGAGGGUAUGGUCUUUUACUUUAAUGCGAUUCUCAACAAGAGUUCAGAGUGGGGCACCUUGCCUUUUCAUGCGUAUUUUGCCUCAUUCUUGCCUCGUUUACUGCUCGUGUCAUACCCAUUAGCAUGCUUGAGUUUUGUUACAAAUGAACGUGUGCGUCGCAUGUUGAUGCCCAUGAUCAUUUACAUUGCAGUGUUCUCCUUCUUGCCACACAAGGAAUGGAGGUUUAUUAUCUAUACAAUCCCUGUAUUCACUGCUGCUGCUGCUACUUGCAUCUCGAGAUCCAUUCGGGCCGCUCCUCGUUCUUGGUUACAUCGCAUUGCGCUUUUGGCUAUGCUGGCGGGUGCUGCUGUUUCCUUUGCUAUUGCACUCACCAUGUUCCAAAUCUCUCGCUUGAACUAUCCCGGAGGAGAGGCUCUGUAUGCAUUGCAUGAAAUUGAAAAGAAUAAGCCCUAUGUCUAUGUGCAUAUGGAUGCUGAUACCGCCAUGACCGGCGCAUCGCUCUACGGCCAAUCCAACCCCAAUUGGUCCUACUCCAAGAACGAGACGCACAAGAGUCAAGACGACUACUUGGAGACACGUUAUACCCACAUCAUCACAUCACAACCAGACUUGUUCGAUACAGCACUGUUUGAGAUCAUUGACGAAACAUAUGGAUUGGACAGAGUACAGCUCAAAUCGUUAGACGCAUACAAGAAAUCGAUCCAGAACCACGACAUCUCACCCAUUGAAUUCAGAAUGUCACCUAAGUUAUACACGCUUCGGCUGAUUAAUCCCCAAAAAACAUGGGUGGAAACCAUGUUGCGCAAAUAUCCCGUUGUGCUCUAUAGCAAAAGUUACUGUCCUUACUGUAUGGCAGCCAAACAACUAAUUUCCAAGUACUGCAAGCACAUUGAGGUCAUUGAAGUGGAUCGUCAGAGAAAUGGAUAUGAAAUUCAGGAUGCCUUGAUUGAGUUGACAGGCCAGCGUACGUUCCCCAAUUUGUUCAAACAUGGUAAAAGCUUGGGUGGCUAUGAUCGUCUGUCAGCAUUAGAUAGGGAAGGAAAGUUGGCCGACCUUUGUGAUGUCUAG